GGCUGACCUGUGCGUCGGUGCGCCGCGGACUGAAGCAUGAGAAGCGGCAGCCAGAGGAAGGUGCGCAGAAACGAGCUGAACCCUCAGGGCCGUCAAUAAGGGACCAUGUGCAGUGCUCUGAGCCCCAGACCGCCCAGCGGCCCCGGUCUGACGGACAUGCAGCAGUACCACCAGUGGCUCUCCAGCCGCCAUGAAGCCAGCCUGCUGCCGAUGAAGGAAGACCUCGCCCUGUGGCUCAAUAAUAUGCUUGGUCUGGAAAUCACUGCUGAGAGCUUCAUGGACCGGUUAGACAAUGGCUUCCUGUUGUGCCAGCUGGCUGAGACGCUGCAGGAGAAGUUCAGGCAGAGCGAUGGAGACCUGCCCGCCGCUGGCAGCAGCAGCAAGCAGAGCAUUCCCUAUCGGAGGAUACCGUGUCGGCAGAGCGCUCCGUCUGGCUCUUUCUUUGCACGAGACAACACAGCCAACUUCCUGGCCUGGUGUCGUGAGGCUGGAGUUGGAGAAACGUGUCUGUUUGAAUCAGAAGGUUUAGUUCUUCAUAAGCAGCCUCGAGAGGUGUGCCUCUGUCUCUUAGAGCUGGGUCGCAUCGCAUCACGCAACAAUGUGGAGCCUCCCGGCCUUAUAAAAUUGGAGAGGGAGAUUGAACAAGAGGAGAAGGCUCCUCUACCUCCUCCCUCACCUCCAUCCCCAGCUCAGCCCACCCCCACGUCUCCCUCUUCGUCUCCGUCUCUGUCUCCUUCACCGUCCCCGACUCCCACCAAAGUGACUUCCUGUAAAAAAAGCACGGGGAAGCUGCUGGAUGAUGCCGUUCGACAUAUCGCUGAUGACCCACCCUGCCGGUGCUUGAAUAAGUUCUGUGUGGAGAGACAGUCGCAGGGUCGGUACCGUGUCGGGGAGAAGAUGCUCUUUAUACGAAUGCUGCACAACAAGCACGUGAUGGUGCGAGUCGGCGGAGGCUGGGAGACCUUCGAGAGCUACCUGCUGAAGCACGACCCGUGCCGCAUGCUCCAGAUAUCCCGGGUGGAAGGCAAGACGUCGCCCGUCGGCAGCAAGUCCCCCAGCAUCAAGGACCUGACCCCGGACAGCUACCUGGUGGUGGCGGCUCACUACCGCAGCAAGAAGUGAAGACGCGGGGACUGGAAAACACAGAGGAUGAAUGAAAUACAGGCGACCUGCCGAAGCAAGAGGAAGCGGCUGUCCUGCGUGACCUGGUUCAUUAGAUCAGUGGGUUUGAAAGAUAUCGGCAAGACUGAGGGACACGAGGUGGUUCAGGUUCUGUGAAAGUCGUCUGCCCACACCUGCUUUAGAAAAAUUAAAUAACAGCCAAGCAUUCAUGGAGACUCGGCUGUGCAGCAUCGGCGAUUUUGUGUCUUUUGUGAUGACGUGAGGCUGGACUCACACCAACAUGCCCCUAAUGUUGACUCAUAUUUAGUUUUGCAGGAGUAUAAACAGUUGAAGAAUGUGUGCAGGCGUUUGCAGUGUGAAAUCGAAGGAUGUAGAUUUUCUUAGCAAGCAUUCUCUCAAUCAUUUUUUAUUUCUUCUCACACAUUAUAACUCAAGCAGGCCUGCAGGUUGCUUUUGUAUAUGUUGAAAACAUGUUGUUGUUUUUUUUUUUUUAAUGAAAAUAAGCAAGUUGUUGAGAGUGUAGUCCCUUUAUGAAAUGAGUUUUUGAACACCAGAUGUAUGUUUUUUUUUUUUUUAAUUUUGUAGUGUGUGUUUGCUUACAUAAGAAAGUAGACAUUCUCCCUCUAUUUUAAAUGUACUUAUAGUCAUGCCUUGUUGCAUCAUUGCCACUAGAAGGCGCCGCCUCAACCUGAGAAGGAUCAGUAAAAACCCAUCAAGCUCUCCAUUAUACUGUUUGUAUAAAAAUUAUAGCGAAAACUGACUUUAUUGUGAGCAUAGGGCCCUUUCUUCUUCAGUUAUUUCUUAGUGAGCUGCCAAAUGAAGCAAUAUUGUUUACAUUUUGAUAUUCAAUUCUAUGCAACACUUCUUCUAUACUAUUAUUCAUAUUAUUCAGUAUCAUUAUUAGAAUAGCUCAUGCGUUUAUAUUGUACCAUGAGAGCAGAGACAAUCACACCUAUUGUUUAAGACUUGUCAUUUUUCUGCCUGCAGUAGAUCUGAGGCUGUUUGUUAUAUCUGACUGACCUCUAGAGGCGGCGAAAUCAUUUAAAUGUGAGAAGAAGAAAAAGACUAUCUCUAGUUUUGUUGAUUCAUGUUUUUGUAACUAAGAGAUGACUUUUUUUGAAGUACAACUUUGUACACGGAUUAAUAUUAGUCCGAUUUCGAAACGUGUCGAGCAGCCAAUCAGCCUGUUUGUGGAGUAAAUGGAUCCAGUUGCUGUUU
Messenger RNA from Salarias fasciatus (jewelled blenny), 2340 nucleotides. RefSeq names its product growth arrest-specific 2a (gene gas2a). Bases 106 to 1122 code for a protein of 338 amino acids. Gene Ontology annotation, cellular component: actin filament. The transcript has 8 exons. Lineage: Eukaryota; Metazoa; Chordata; Actinopteri; Blenniiformes; Blenniidae. Gene Ontology annotation, molecular function: actin filament binding; cytoskeletal adaptor activity; microtubule binding. The record is from RefSeq and is a predicted model, not a curated record. Gene Ontology annotation, biological process: actin crosslink formation.